UCCAGUAUGACGUCCAUCUUGUUUGUUAUUACUUCUGUUGUGUUGUCUUGGCAUUGAUAAUUUCGAAAAUGAUUUGAAAUUCCUGUUAUUUUUGUGAUAAAAAUCUCUUGGAAUGGACGAAUUUUCCACUGCACGGACGGCAAAGAAGGGAAGACGAGCUGCAAAUAUACGGACAGAUAGCGAGCUAGAUGGCAAAGACAACAGCUUGAAUGAGCAAACGCCAGAAGACGUUUCCGUCGGUACUAUUUCAGGACAGAUUGGCGAGAGACCUUCUGUCACAAUGAAAGGUGGAUGGGCUAGUAUGAGUCCCAAAGAUAAACGAAAAAAUGCUGUAAGAAAGAAAUCCAGCAACACCGAUGUUACGAGUAUGGAUGACGAGCGACUAAAAACUGAUCACCAUGUUGAUGAAGGAAUUGAUGAAAUUCCAGUCUUACCUGAUCUUGAUGACUUCCAAGAGGAAGAUCUAGCCAGUAAAAUUGCUGCCCCACCAAGGUUUUCGUGUUUGUCAACUGAUGAUUGUGCCCUAGAUAGGCAAACAAACAGGAAAUUACGUUGUGACAAUGUCUAUGUCAAAUUUUCUUUCUCUUGUAGCGUUCAAGUAAAUCGUGUGGCAACAUAUAAAGAACUUGACAGUGAUCUUCAAAAGCAUUCAUACCUCAUGACCUUGGAUAAUGAAAUCGACCUGAAGUUAUUGGGAAAAGUUCUCGCUCCCGAAUCAACAGUUUUAGAAGAAGACAGAGCGUGGGACUGGGACCGACUCUUCACGGAGGUUUCAUCUGAAUUACAAACCGAGUGGGAGAUGAACAGGAAAACGAGGAAAAUGUCGAAUAAAGUUGUAAAUAUGUGUUUAUAAAGUGCGAUUGUUUAAAGUUAUAUUAAUGGUGGUUAAGUGUAAAAGUCUUACUCAUAUUGUUAAAUAAUUUAAACAAGUUACAUUACAAAGUUCCUACAUCCUCUUUUA
Molecule: messenger RNA, 961 nt
Organism: Xenia sp. Carnegie-2017
Lineage: Eukaryota; Metazoa; Cnidaria; Anthozoa; Malacalcyonacea; Xeniidae
Product: intraflagellar transport protein 43 homolog A-like
Exons: 8
Coding region: 113-853 (246 amino acids)
Biological process (GO): intraciliary retrograde transport
Cellular component (GO): intraciliary transport particle A; cilium
Source: RefSeq, a predicted model, not a curated record